This is a messenger RNA of Cydia amplana, 747 nucleotides long. RefSeq lists its product as uncharacterized. The record is from RefSeq and is a predicted model, not a curated record. The transcript has a single exon. NCBI's taxonomy places the organism in Eukaryota, Metazoa, Arthropoda, Insecta, Lepidoptera, Tortricidae. Bases 1 to 699 code for a protein of 232 amino acids. Gene Ontology annotation, biological process: DNA integration. Gene Ontology annotation, molecular function: nucleic acid binding.
AUGACGUCGCUAGAGUUUAAAGAAUUCUGUAAUAAAUUCCGUAUUGAACAUCAUGUUGUGGCUAAAGGCGCUAGUAGGGCAAAUGGUCAGGCAGAGCGUAUUAUGAAAAUAAUAAAAGAUAAUAUGUCAGUGGUGGAGCUUGAUAAACCGUGGUAUUCUGCUAUGCAAGACCUACAGUUAGCAAUUAAUUGUACGAUUUCUAAAAGUACCGGUAAGAGUCCAUUAGAACUGUUGCUAGGUAAAAAAUGUUCGCCACCCGCUAUCAAGCUUCUCCAAGUUGACGAUGACGAGCCUAUAGAGGACCUUACUUCUGUUAGAAAUGUUUGUAAGCAAAGGAUGGACGAGCGAUCUUUUCAAGACAAAGUGAGGUUUGAUAUAGGUAAAGCGCGGGUCAAACCUUACAAAGUGGGAGAUUUUGUUUUGAUGCGUCGUCAUGAAAGACAUACUACCAAAUUGGGUGCAAAAUUUGAGGGCCCCAUGGAAAUAUUAGAAAUAUUACCAAACGACCGUUAUAAAUUAAAACAUGUUAAUUUACGUGGAAGUACUGAAAAGAUCGCUAGCCAUGAUUUCUUGAGACCUGCUCCUAUGGGACAGACAGAUCCAUUUGGUAAUGAUGAUGACGAGUCUGCCGUGUGGGCGGUGGAUGAGACGAGUAGCAGUGUUCAAAAUGAAGACUGCUCUCAGUCCGAGACUCAAUAAACGUGGUUUUAUUCAAGUAUGAUAUUUAUCCGAUCUCUUUUGAUAAAC